Calypte anna (Anna's hummingbird) is the source of this 7162-nucleotide messenger RNA. It is a transcript of the gene APPL1, whose product is annotated as adaptor protein, phosphotyrosine interacting with PH domain and leucine zipper 1. Gene Ontology annotation, biological process: signaling. Lineage: Eukaryota; Metazoa; Chordata; Aves; Apodiformes; Trochilidae. The record is from RefSeq and is a predicted model, not a curated record. Gene Ontology annotation, cellular component: cytoplasm; endosome membrane. The transcript has 22 exons. Gene Ontology annotation, molecular function: identical protein binding. Bases 272 to 2398 code for a protein of 708 amino acids.
ACUCGCAAGCAGAGGCGCGACGGCACCUCGGCGGCACCGCUAUCCCCGCGCGUCCGUACAGACAGACAGACAGCCCCACCGACAAAUAACAAAGUGGGCAGGGUGGGCAGAAGAACCAAUAGAGAGCCCCAAGAGGGCCGAGGAGCGGGGAGAGGGGGCGGGAUAUCCGGCGCGGAGGCGUCCGUGUUGUGACUGCCUGUGAGGAGGGGAGGGAUCCUGUCAGCCGGGCGUGCCGAGCUGCAGCGGCGCAGAGUCAACUCCGGCGGCCGCCAUGCCCGGCAUCGACAAGCUGCCCAUCGAGGAGACGCUGGAAGACAGCCCUCAGACCCGAUCUUUGCUGGGAGUAUUUGAAGAAGAUGCUGCUGCAAUUUCCAAUUACAUAAAUCAGCUGUUUCAAGCCAUGCACAGAAUAUAUGAUGCACAGAAUGAAUUAAGUGCAGCAACUCAUCUGACUUCAAAACUUUUGAAGGAAUAUGAGAAGCAGCGUUUUCCACUAGGAGGAGAUGAUGAAGUUAUGACUUCCACUCUACAACAAUUUGCAAAAGUAAUAGAUGAGCUCAGCUCUUGCCAUGCUGUACUUUCAACUCAGCUUGCAGAUGCAAUGAUGUUUCCCAUUUCCCAGUUUAAAGAAAGAGAUCUAAAAGAGAUACUAACUCUGAAAGAAGUUUUCCAAAUUGCAAGUAAUGACCACGAUGCUGCCAUUACCAGAUACGGUCGGCUGUCAAAAAGGAGGGAAAAUGAAAAGGUCAAGGCUGAAGUUACAGAAGAUGUAUAUACUUCCAGGAAAAAACAGCAUCAGACAAUGAUGCAUUAUUUCUGUGCAUUAAAUACUCUUCAGUACAAAAAGAAAAUUGCUGUGCUAGAACCCUUGCUAGGAUACAUGCAAGCUCAGAUAAGUUUUUUUAAAAUGGGUUCAGAAAAUCUGACUGAGCAACUAGAAGAAUUUUUGACCAAUAUUGGCACAAGCGUACAGAAUGUUCGCAGGGAAAUGGAGUGUGAAGUAGAAAACAUGCAACAAACCAUUGAGGACUUGGAAGUAGCCAGUGAUCCACUGUAUUUGCCUGAUCCUGAUACUUCAAAAUUUCCUGUUCAUAGAAAUCUAACACGGAAAGCUGGCUAUCUCAAUGCAAGAAAUAAAACAGGGCUGGUAUCUUCCAGCUGGGACAGACAGUUUUACUUCACUCAAGGUGGAAAUUUGAUGAGCCAGGCAAGAGGUGACGUGGCUGGGGGACUUGUCAUGGAUAUAGACAAUUGCUCUGUAAUGGCUGUGGACUGUGAGGACAGACGGUACUGUUUUCAGAUAACAUCUUUUGAUGGUAAAAAGUCUUCAAUCUUACAGGCAGAGAGUAAAAAAGAUUAUGAAGAGUGGAUAUGCACCAUAAACAACAUAUCUAAACAGAUAUAUCUUAGUGAGAACCCUGAGGAAAUUGCUGCACGUGUAAAUCAGUCAGCUCUGGAAGCUGUUACUCCAUCUCCUUCCUUUCAUCAGAGGCACGAGAGCAUGCGGCCAAUUGUACAAUCUCGUCCCCCUGCAGUUCGUACUGGCAGCACAGGCUCACUGGGAUCUGAAACAACAGCUUUAUCAGCACUUUCUCUGGAUUCUCUUGUUGCCCCUGACACCCCUAUACAGUUUGACAUAAUAUCUCCAGUUAGUGAAGAUCUGCCUGGUCAAGGAAAAUCUUCAGGGCAAUCGGGAAGACGAACAAAUCCUUUUGGUGAAUCUGGAGGCUCAAAAUCUGAAACAGAAGAUUCAAUUCUUCAUCAGUUAUUUAUUGUAAGAUUUCUGGGCUCUAUGGAGGUGAAGUCUGAUGAAAGUCCAGAUGUUGUUUAUGAAACAAUGCGUCAAAUUCUGGCAGCUCGGGCCAUCCAUAAUAUUUUCAGGAUGACAGAGUCACAUUUAUUGGUCACUUGUGACUGUUUAAAGUUAAUUGAUCCACAGACACAAGUUACAAGACUACGAUUUCCCUUGCCCAAUGUAGUCCUGUACGCCACACACCAGGAGAACAAGCGCCUUUUUGGGUUUGUGCUUAGAACUUCAGGAGGAAGAGUUGAGAGCCGCCAAACUUCCAUCUGCUACAUAUUUGAAUCUAACAAUGAAGGGGAAAAGAUUUGUGAUUCUGUUGGACUGGCAAAACAGAUAGCUUUUCAUGCAGAACUGGAUAGAAAAGCAUCAGAAAAGCAGAAAGAAAUUGAGAGAGUAAAAGAGAAACAACAAAAAGAACUGAACAAACAAAAACAAAUUGAAAAGGACUUAGAGGAGCAAAGCCGUUUGAUAGCUGCUUCCAGCAGAUCAAACCAGAGCAGUGGAGAAGGACAAUUUGUAGUCCUUAGCAGCAGUCAGUCAGAAGACAGUGAUUUAGGAGAAGAUGGAAAGAAGAAGCGAGAAUCUGAAGCCUAAGGUUUCCUGCUUUGUUGAAACUGGAAUCUUGGGUAUAGCUGGUGACAUGGUACAAGUUCUACAGGAAGUGAAAUGUAGGUGAAGGGUCAAUUGUAUUAUAUAAAAGACUUCACAAUAUGUAGACCCUGUUAUGCCUUGAUUUUACUCUCUCAAUUAAGUGAUUUCCAUUUUCAUGUCAGAAAAAUUUCUCUUCUGUUUGCCAGAUGAAGCAUGGUGAUGCUACCAUGUUCAUUACAAAACUGUUUUCUCAAGGCUUUUCUGCAGUGUGGAAAAAUCUGGGUUCCCUUCCCCUCUCCACUUACCUCUGUGCAAGUGAUUGCUUUUGAAGCAAAACUUCAAGCUCUCACUGGGCUUCAGCAGUACACUGACAUGUUCUUUACACUGCAGUAUGGAGAACACCUUGCUGGAAGCAAAAGUGGAUAAGACAGUGCUAAGCUUUACCUAGUUUGUUGCACAUAACUGUUCUUAGAUUUAGGGAAAAAACCUCUUAUUAACAUCAGAGAUAUGUGCAAUAGCUCUAGACAGAUCUUUCAUAUUGCACUGUAUGAUACUGUCCUAUUUUUUUUUUGGUAAUGUAAUGCUGAGACUUGUUUUCAACAGGAGAAAAAAAAAUACUGUCAGGCCUAGAUAGGAGCUGAUGAGACACAGCUGCACUUUGCUGCACAAGGAAUGUGUAGAGCAUUCCUUAUCAAAUUUUAAGAAUAAUGUAUAUAUUCUUACAGCACAAGUGCCAUGUUCUUGAUUUUUUCCCUGGUAUAUGUAAUAAAAAGCUAUAAGCCUUUGAGUUCACUUUUUAUAGAGCACACAGUUGCAGGAACAUCUUGAAUUCCAUCAUUUGAAAAAUCUUCUGAAUAUGUAAAUGCCUUGUCACCAGUACACUACAUUUACUAAAAAUGAGUUGAGGAUAAGUCUUUUUAUAGAAAUUGAUUUUGCAAACAGAAUUGACUAGCUCUGAAGUAAGGAACUAUACUAAUCCUACAUCCUAGAGUCAAUCCUGUAAAGCAUUUUUCAAAGCAGUGUCUGUUUACAGCUUGUAAUCUGUACUCUGUAUUCCAUACCCUGUGUAAUAUUUAUUUUGUAUAGUACUAAAUGUGCAUUCACCUUUUGAUCCAGAAGAGAAAACUUGUUUGAAGAGAAAUAUUUAUUUUUGCACUAAUUACUAUAUAUACUAAAAUCCAGUGGAACAGAAGAUAUCUCUAAUAAUGGCAUGAAAAUAACAGGAAAUAUAGAAAGAGAAGAAUAUGCUUAUAGUCCAGGUUAUAUUAUAACAGUUAUGAGUGUUUUACAGUUCACUGCAUGGCAUUUCUGGUGUUCAGGAAUGGCAGCAAUUUUCUGAAUGUCUGCCCAUGAGCUGGCAGUGGCCCAGCCCUUCAUAGCUGGAGUUGCUCAAUGCUGAUGAAGUCAAUGAGGAACCUUAGGCCCUCUCUCUGCUAGAUGGCUGUGGGUGGGAUGGGUACCCUUGGUUCUCCUCAUGUGCUGCAGUGGGACUGUCUCAGUUAAUGAAGGCAGCCUCCUCCUCCUCCUCCCCUUGUGCUGGGGAUGCAGAUUUCUCAGCAUCCUGACUGUCACAGAAGAGAAGGGGCAAGCAGCACCUGCUCUUGCAGAGUCUGCUGUAGUGCUGCAGCUGGAGGGAGAGCAGCUCUCGCAGACCUCACUGGCACCACAGCCUCAAGAGGGCUGGAGCCUCCUCAGAAGAGGUCUCAGCAUUCCUGCCUUAAAGAGCAGAGAGGGAGCAGAAGGCUGAUCAGCAGAGAGGCAGCCUCCAGGCUCACUGCCUGAGUUAGUUAGCAAUGCCUGUUGCAGUACAUUUUGCAUCCCCAGAGAAGCCAGCCAGAAACCUGCAGAAAUACCUGCUUGGAUGUUGCUCAGUCAGGCCAAACACAUUGCCACAUUUGGCUAGCACACUGACACAAAACAUGCAAGUCUGAGGCUUUUCUCUAAAAAAGUGGCAUUUUAAUUUUAUAUCUAGUCACCUAUUCUCAUCUCUCAUUCUUAAGAGUCUUCUUAUUCUUGCCAAUUAAAAUGUAAAGAGGCAGCAAAUCCCAUUUUUGCUAUUUUCAUGCCUAAAUCUAGGCUUAGAUCAUAGCAUGGCAGCCAACUUAUCUCUGAAAAUUGGUUCAAUUCAUUGUGUUUCUCUCUUGCUUUUUUGUUUAACUUACUGAAAUUUUAGUUUUCUAUCAAAUAAUAUGACAGCAUAGUGUCAUAUUAUGACACUUCCUCAAGUGCAUGCUGAAGAUGAAGUAAUUUGGAAACAGCACAGGAAGAACAUGGAAUCAGUGAGCUGCAGGUUCUAGAAACUUGUAUCCCUGCUUGUCAGAGUAGGAUGGAGUAAUGAGGUAACCAGUUUAGCUGCAACAGCCCUAGCUCUCUAUCAAAGUCUGUUAACAGAUGAGCCAUCUCAUCAGAAAGCACUUCUGAUUUGAACCUAGUUUGCAUUAACCUUAUUGAAGAAAUGUCAGAAAAUUGAAUUAAUAUGUUUGUUGGUUUUUUAUUGGAGCCUCCCAUUACUGUUUUAGACAAAUCUGCAAGGAAGAAAUCAGGAGAAAGAGUUGGCAGGUGAAUUUACUGUUAUGGGAUUUUUCAGAUUUAACAAUACAUGUAUGGAAUUAUUCCACUUGCUUGUGGGGCUGUCUGUGCCACCAAAUGUAGUUGUCUGUAACAGAAAGUAAAAGAGUGAAGUGCAUUUAUUUUCUGUUGGAUAACUCUCAGCCACUAAAAAAAGGGAAAUGAAUGGCAAUAAAGCAAAUUGACAUGCAUGAAUGAACUGAGGGGCUUUUUGCUUGUUUAGGAGAGUUUCACUGGUAUAAAAUGAGCAAAAAAAUGCAAAAGCCUCUGGGAGAGUGAGGGAAGUUGCAAGAACAAAGGGCACGGCCGAUCAGAAUUAAUGCAGAAGUUGAACAGUAAUGGUGCAAUGAGGUGGCAGUGGUGUGAGAAUUAAUGGGUUUUGCUUAAGGGGAGGAGCACCUGGCUCUGUAAUUAAAACUAAUUCAAGGCAAAAGAAUACCUGCUGAGGUUUUAUCCACACCCUUCUCUCAAAAAGAGACAUUUGCCAGCCUUUUUCCUAUGAGGCUUACAACUACUUCACUGAAAAAUAUUUUUGUUAAUUUAAAAAAAAGAGCUAUUAGUAUUUUCCUCGAGGGGAUGACUUUUAAUAUGAACACCUCAUGCUCUUGGGAACUGCCGUAGGGUUUCGCCACCUGAGCAAUUUACUGUUAUAAGCAAGUUACUGGUUGGUUUCCUCUGUAAUUUAUUUCUCUUGUUUAAGAUUUCCUGUUGCUUUUUACUUAGACUCAUCUUUCAGGCAGUCUCAGCAGAAGCUGUAGUUUCCUUCUUAUGAAUCUAAUAUUCAUUCAGACACUCCUGAAAACAUUAUUUUAGGUGCAUUAUUUUAAAGGGGCUUUGAUAGGUGCUGAAUCAGCAGUGGUUUUAGAACUGAAGUUUUAUGUUGCUAAUUGCAGUCUAAUAGUUACCUUCACAUUUUUCCCCUCAGUCAGGGGAUAUUGAGUUUUUUAGACUCUGUAGAUUUAAACACUACAGACGAAGUCUUGCUAUAAGUUGUUUCAAGCUGCAUACAUUCUUGAUGUAUGUAAAUAGCAUGAAUAUCAAAACAUAUAAAGCAUCCUUAUGGGUAUGCAUUUGAUUGCAUUCUAGGUAACAUCUAGCACUCCCCUGUGAAGAUGAACAGCUUUCUCCAACUCUAAAUCAGAGAAAAAAUUAUGAGUCAUGAACAAUGUAGUCAUAGAUAACUGGUAGUAAGCCAGUAGUGUAAACUAAUUUGUACUGGAUAGUCUGUUACUUCCUUAGGUUUGAAAUGUAUCAAGACAAUUUACUAACAGUAAAGUAAUAGUUAAGGAACAUUCCCCCUCCCCAAAGCUGUCAAAUUUAAUCUUCAUAUGGAUGUAAACCCUGAGCUGAAAAAUAUAAAGCAGCUGAAGCUAUUUAUGAGGAUAUAAUUUAUGCACAUUGGUAUAAAGAAGCAAAUUUGACUGUGCAUAUGUUUAAGGUAAAUUCUGAUUAAUUACUUGCAAAGAAUUUAGGAGAAGCCAAUGGAUAAAAUGAUGCUAUGAUAUAGUAUCUUUUUAUUUCAGAAAUAGUUCAUAUAAAAAGAAAAUUUGCUUUUUCUUUCUCUUGCUCCGUUUUACAAAAUGUCUUUUAAGUCAGUGCCUCUCCAAGGCUUUUCUUUUUUUCUUGCCACAGUGGAUUGUCACAACAAGAACAAAUCAGUGUGUCAUUGUGAAUGCACUCGUAUUCCUAAUGAAGUUUAUUUUGCAAGCCAAGAUUUUUGUACAAUCUUUCAAGUAAUUUUUAUAAUGAAGUGGAGUGGUCAAAUUCUUAUGAUCAUGUUCUGGAUUGGUCCUGUUCCAGUGAAGUGUAAGUGAUUUCUGCAGUGUUUGAGACUGACUUGCACAUUUUCCCUGAAUAGCUGUAUUAAAACCCUCCAAUGGCAUAUUUAUGUCUUUGAUUGUUGUGUCUAAUCUUGGGAACAUAUUAUGCCAAGGCUUCAGUAAGCAUUUUGUAGAUUUAAAAAAAAAGCUUAACUAAAGCAACUUUCUGAGUGGGAUUUGUACUGAUGCAAAAACUUGCAUUGCUGAUAAUACUGACUUCCAGGAAGUACCAUUAUUGGUGACAGGAUGUGCUCCCUUCCCUUGAAUGAUGUUUUAACAAGUGGUUAUAUCUCUCUGUUGUCAAAGUGUUGCUCAGUUCUUUUAAUCACGUUAUCUCAGAGGAAGUUAUUGUACUUGGGAAUGCUGAUAGCUUAUUUUU